Molecule: messenger RNA, 739 nt
Organism: Cuscuta campestris
Lineage: Eukaryota; Viridiplantae; Streptophyta; Magnoliopsida; Solanales; Convolvulaceae
Source: the annotation of a GenBank genome assembly
GUGUAGAUCGCAACAAAUCGCCAUUCACUAGAAAGUGGAAAUGGAGAGGCAACAAACGCAAUGGGAUGAUUAGAAAAAACCUGCAGCAGAAAAGAAGCAUGUUUCUUCACCGGCAUUACGUUGAAAGAAGAGUUUUGUCAGCAUGGGACCAAGUCAAUCUAACCGAUGCCAAACAUCACAAAUCACAGGAUAUUAUAUGCUCAUACAAUCAUAUCAUUGUAUGUUUGGGUCUGAAUCUUCAAAGUAAUGUUGAGUGCGAUGCUUGGGAUAUAGAGAAGGGGAAUCUGAUCAAAGAAAACAAGAGUAUGUGGUGCAUGCAGUCCCUAUAAUACAUCACACAUAGGGAUGCGUGAAUGCAAUGCUACCAAAAUUGUGGAAACCAAUGCUUAUGAUAUGGUCCACCCUCCAUGCAUGAGAGGAUUUCUUUAAUUUGUACUUUUAUUUCUAUACCAAUUUCUGUGAAAAAUGUUUUUUUUUUUUAAAAAGAUGAGAUUUUACAUAUUAUUUGUAGUGAGACAAGAAUUUUGAGAUGAGAUAUAUAAUUUUAAAAGUUUUGAGGUCCCUUUGAUGAUGGACCUUGAAAGACUGCCCAUCUGACCUGCCCCAUGGGCUAAUUUUAUACGGAGUGCCAUAUUUUCAGGGUUAGUAUAUAUGCGUUAUUGGGUUGGGCCUCCACUCACCCCAUUACUCAUCUUCUAGUAUUUCAUACCGAGUACUUUAAUGAAAAUUUUGUUCCAUA